Molecule: messenger RNA, 733 nt
Organism: Rosa rugosa (rugosa rose)
Lineage: Eukaryota; Viridiplantae; Streptophyta; Magnoliopsida; Rosales; Rosaceae
Product: cytochrome b5
Exons: 3
Coding region: 118-516 (132 amino acids)
Cellular component (GO): membrane; intracellular membrane-bounded organelle
Molecular function (GO): heme binding
Source: RefSeq, a predicted model, not a curated record
AAGCCCAAUGAAGAUUCCAUAGAGGAAGCAAGAGAGAAUAUCUGGAAUUGUCCCUCUGAGAGCUUGGUUGACCAGAGCCGCAGGGAAGGAAAGGAAAGGAAAGGAAGGAAGACGACGAUGCCGACGCUGACGAAGCUCUACACAAUGCAAGAAGCCUCGCAGCACAACACCAAAGACGACUGCUGGAUCGUCGUCGACGGCAAGGUGUACGAUGUGUCAACAUAUUUGGAUGAUCACCCUGGUGGAGAUGAUGUAAUCCUUGCUACAACUGGCAAAGAUGCCACUGACGAUUUUGAAGAUGCUGGGCACAGCAAAAGUGCAAAGGAGCUCAUGGAAACCAUGUGCAUUGGAGAGCUUGACACAGACACCUCUGCCUCAACUGAACUUGAGAAUCAACCAACUGGUUAUCCGCAGAAGCUCAUGACCCUGACAAAGCAAUACUGGGCUGUUCCUGCGGCUGUUGUGGGCAUCUCUGUGGUGGUUGGCUUCUUGUACUUGCGCAAGAAGAAUACAUGAUUCUGCCAUUGUUACUCGGAAGGGAAUUAGUCACAAUUUUGAAUAAUUAGGUGAUUAGUAAUUGAGAGAAGUGGCCCAUUGGCCAUUAUUAUAUGAUUACAAUUUACAAGCAUUGGGAACUUGCACAUUGUGAUUCAGAGAUCAUUUUAUGGAUUUCAGAUAUGCCAUUGACAGAUUUUCAGUAAGAUGUUGACUGAAAUUUGGGAGUUUACUGUUC